GUGUGUGUGUGUCGAGAUGUCCGACUCUCUGCUGUCCGUGUGUGUGCUCUGUCUGCUGGCGCUGUCUGCGCUCUCGUCCGCCUGCUACAUCCAGAACUGUCCUCGAGGAGGCAAGAGAUCCCAGCCAGAGCCCCUCCGACAGUGUCCGGCGUGCGGUCCGGGGAACCAGGGCCGCUGUCUGGGCCCCAGUAUCUGCUGCGGGGCCGGUCUGGGCUGUCUCCUCGGCUCUCCAGAGACUCUCAGCUGUAUGGAGGAGAACCUGCAGCCGGGCCCCUGUGAGACGGGCGGGGCGUCCUGCGGGGCCCGGGGCCGGUGUGCGGCUCCAGGCGUCUGCUGUGACUCGGAGAGCUGUGUUCUGGAUCCAGACUGCUCUGAAGACGCUGGUUCUCGUCCGGAUGAAGCCGGAGCGGCUCUGAAGGCUGUUUCUGGGGAAAUGCUGCUGCGUUUGCUGGGUCUGGCCACUCGGAGACCGAGACCCUUCUGAAGCCGAGUCUCCUCCUCUCCGUCGCUCAGCUCUGUCUGUAAAUACUGUAUGUAGUAAACGGACGUCAAAGUCAA
Molecule: messenger RNA, 558 nt
Organism: Puntigrus tetrazona (Sumatra barb)
Lineage: Eukaryota; Metazoa; Chordata; Actinopteri; Cypriniformes; Cyprinidae
Gene: avp
Product: arginine vasopressin
Exons: 3
Coding region: 17-484 (155 amino acids)
Cellular component (GO): extracellular region; secretory granule
Molecular function (GO): neurohypophyseal hormone activity
Source: RefSeq, a predicted model, not a curated record